This is a messenger RNA of Lineus longissimus, 1960 nucleotides long. Its product is annotated as threonylcarbamoyl-AMP synthase-like. The coding region runs from base 82 to 822 and encodes 246 amino acids. The transcript has 5 exons. Gene Ontology annotation, biological process: regulation of translational fidelity. Gene Ontology annotation, molecular function: nucleotidyltransferase activity; tRNA binding; double-stranded RNA binding. Gene Ontology annotation, cellular component: cytoplasm. NCBI's taxonomy places the organism in Eukaryota, Metazoa, Nemertea, Pilidiophora, Heteronemertea, Lineidae. The record is from RefSeq and is a predicted model, not a curated record.
UGUAGCAAAUCGCACGCGAUUCGGCAAAAUUGCACCACAUGUUUAGUGAAUUUCUGGCUCUAAUAUAAUAUCAGUAGCCAAAUGACCAGUGUCAUUACACGAAGGAUAUCCCAAUUAACCAGGUCCCAGUAUUUCAAGUCAAAAAUGGCGACUGUACUCGAUGUUACGGAUUAUGAUACUAUGGAAGAUCACAUAGCCAAGACAACGGAAAGUCUUCAAAAAGGAAACAUAGUUGCUGUUCCCACUGAUACUAUAUAUGGUCUUGCAGCACUGGCUCAAAAUACAGAAGCUGUCAACAAAAUAUAUGAAAUCAAGAAUAGAGCAAACCAAAAACCUGUAGCUAUAUGUGUGGCAGAUGUAAAAGAUGUUUGCAAAUGGGGAAAAGUGACAGUGAGUAAUGAUCUCUUGCAAGAGCUUUUACCGGGACCAGUGACGUUAGUAUUUGAGAGGACGCUGUCUCUGAAUCCUGAUUUAAAUCCAGCCACAUCUUUGGUGGGAAUCAGAAUUCCUAAUUGUGACUUUGUUCGACGUCUUGCGAGGAGUUGUGGGGAACCUCUAGCUCUUACCAGUGCUAACAUCAGUUCAGAGGAGAGCCCUCUGUCAGCUCAGGAAUUUUCUCAUCUUUUCAACAAAAUUGAUAUUGUUUGUGAUGGCGGAACAUUGAGUGAAACUCCAGAAUCCAGGUUUGGGUCAACAGUCAUACGACUUACCACCCCAGGAAAAUACAGUAUAAUCAGGGAGGGAAGUGCAUAUAAAGCCACAGUGAAUCUACUUGUCAACAAAUACAACUUGGAAGAAGAAUCUUUCUCAACUUUUAUUUAGUGAUGACUAAAAUCAUAGCCAUUAACAUAUUCUUAUUGUUAAACCAAAAUCAUGUCCAGUGCAAGAAGUUGGUUGAAGGUUUUUGACUAACAUUUUUUGGUUGCAUGCUGCCCAUACUGGAACUCUUAGUCAUAACAUACAGGGUUGGCUCUGUGAAUUCUUUUCCUCCUAGCCACUUUUUAGCCAAGGGGCUGUCACUUUUAGCCAUUUUGAGUCAGCUCUAGCCAUUGCCGAUACAUCUUGGGGCCGACCCAGCCCUCAGUAACAUGUGCGAGAAUGGCAGCCCGCCAGUACUGAGACCAGCAAAUCAACGAACGAUCGAGGAACCCGUGACCGGAGACUCCAUGGCAACGAAGCGAGCGGGAAACUAGCCGAUAAUGUAUGCGUAAGGCGACCAGCAGCGCCAUAAAAAUCACUAGCGGCAACGGGCAGAACUACAAUGCAGAUGAUAGCAACCACGUGUGAUAGCGCGGCCGCCCGCAAAUAUGAUAAAGUUUGACUGACUAACGAUCGUUCCUUGGUGAAUUUGGUGUGGAAGUGGAUCUUUUUGGUAGACAUUGAUCAAUUUUCGCACAACACUAUUACUCUCUCCCCAAAUCAUGGCAUUUCAAAUUGAAAUCGCAAAAUCUUUAGGCUGACAUUGUUUUACAUUCGCCACUUGUGUGCAGCAUUCGCAAGUGGCGAAAAUGCGAACGGGCGCGCCAACCCUGACAUACAAUCGUGACAGCCCAGCUAUGAUUUCAAUGGUGUAUGUAUAUCAAUUGCUAUUUAAGUUGUAUUUAAGUGAGAUGUUUCCAACUGUGAUAUAAAUGUGUUUUGUGUGGUAAAGAAGCACAUAUACUUGCAGUACUGUACUGACACGGGUACUAGCAGUUUUGUGCUAACUUGACUACAUAAUUUUAAGUAAAUGACAGGUCUUUUAGGUUGCAGGAUGGCUUCUGCAGUACUUGUUAUAACAUAAUGGCUGCUGGCACUGUGAGAGUCUUGACAGCUCUUGACGAUUUUACAGCAGUUGGGCUUGGUGCAUGUUGGUGAUGCAAAUUGGUAUUCCAGUGGCAGUGCUUUGGAAGUUCUUGGUCAAAGGUGAAUUUCAGUUGGGGUGGGGGGUAUCACCUAAAAUAUCUCCAAGGUUUCUAGA